AUGCACCGCCUCAUCUUGAUCAGCAUUCUGCAAGUGCUAGCAGCAGCUAUACCACACCCUCAACCUAGCGACGACUCAACAGCCCCACUCACUUCGCUCUCGGAGAUCUUACCAACAUCGACUGUUGCCAUACCGGACUCGACAUCUCUCAACAUCCCAGUCACAGCCAUACCCAUGAUCGAGCCCGAGCCGGAGGACGACGGUGGAGAUGACGACGACGACAACUACGGCAAAUCGUCAAGUCGCUCGAAGAAGCCGCACCGAGAGCCCAUUCCCAUCUUCACCAAGCAGUGCCAAUGUCAGCUGGCCACGGCUCGGUACCCAUGUUGGGCUACUGAUGCACUACAGAAAUGUUACUUUGAGGAAAACUUCUCUCACGCCUGUUACAUGCAAGCAGCAGGUGGAUGUCCCAAGCCAACUCGUGCUUGCAAGCAACUCUACCUGCCUACACCGCUACCGGGACCCAAUCCCUGCGAGCUAAAACCAAACCCAAACCCGCAUGUGACACCUACUCUUCCCGCUGUUCCUUCCUUCCCCACUCUGACUGGCGCUCCAAAUGCCACUUUGAGUUUACCUGUUGUACCCGGCAGAAAUAGUACGUUUGCGACGGUGCAUUCGUCGAGUACGUGA
Messenger RNA from Bipolaris victoriae FI3, 630 nucleotides. RefSeq lists its product as hypothetical. Lineage: Eukaryota; Fungi; Ascomycota; Dothideomycetes; Pleosporales; Pleosporaceae. The record is from RefSeq and is a predicted model, not a curated record. The transcript is spliced from 3 exons. The coding region runs from base 1 to 630 and encodes 209 amino acids.